Molecule: messenger RNA, 715 nt
Organism: Anopheles gambiae (African malaria mosquito)
Lineage: Eukaryota; Metazoa; Arthropoda; Insecta; Diptera; Culicidae
Product: transmembrane protein 14 homolog
Exons: 2
Coding region: 157-495 (112 amino acids)
Biological process (GO): regulation of heme biosynthetic process
Cellular component (GO): mitochondrial membrane
Source: RefSeq, a predicted model, not a curated record
UGACGUUUGCCGCGGCUAGUGACAGCCGGAUCGUGCGGAAAGUUUAUUUACAUGCCGUCUUCUACCUCCCGAAAAACACGAUCCCUCAGCAGUUGCGCAUCGUAAAACAAGUGAUUUUUUGUGUGUGUAAAGCUUAACAAAUUCUAACCUGUGAAAAUGCCGGCCGAUAUUCUUGGAUUCGCUUACGCAGCAACGGUGGCCGCCGGUGGCAUUGUCGGAUACGCGAAAGCAGGUUCCGUCCCCUCGCUGGCAGCCGGUCUUACCUUCGGCGCACUGCUCGGGUACGGUGCGCUGCUGUCGUCGAACGAGCCGCCCCGGCCCCUGCUGCAGAUCGGCACGGCCCUGGUGCUGGCCGGUAUGAUGGGGUCGCGGUGGGCCCGCUCGGGCAAGUUCAUGCCGCCGGGACUGAUCUGCGUGCUGUCCUGCGCAAUGCUUGCCCGCGGUCUUAUCUACCACAACCGCUAUCUGCCGAUGAUUGGCGCCAAGCAAGAGUAGAGAUUGCGUACGGGGCAGGAGGUCGUUAAAUUAUGCAUUUAUGCAACGGGCGCUGUCGGACGGGCCGGCACUGAUGCAAUAUUUCACCCAGCGCCCAAUGGGGUCGAAGGUUGUGUCGUGCCGUGGGUCGUGGAAGAUAGCGUGCGCAAAGUGACAAGAACGUCGAAUCACGGUGAUGGGAAUAUAGCGAUAAAAUAAAAGUACUAGUAUUGUUUCCAUA